UUUUCCUUUAAAAAAAAAGCUUAAACCCUACAAACAGUCGAACAUGGCGAUUUCUCCGUAGAACCACACUCCACAAACACUCCAGUCUCUCAAACCCUAAAUCACACACCCGAAAUGGCAACGGCAGGUGAACACGAUGACGGAGUAGCCAAUCGUCACGUCGUUUAUCUCGACACCACUCUCGACACUCAUCUGGCUAUGAUCGUCUCCGACUCUGACACCGUAUCCGAUUUCAAAAGGAAAAUAAUGUUAGAGCAUCAUCAGUUGUUUCCUGCUAUUGGAGAUGUUAAAGUCGAAUGUUUGAAGGUAAAACGAAAAGGAAGCUUCUAUCACUUGUCAGACUCUAUGCUCGUUAAGAGUGCAUUCGGUGCUACAAAAAGAAAUUGGUUUGCGUCAGUAGAUGCUUCUCGUUUAGAGCAAAAUGAUGGUAUUCAACAGUUGAGUAAACAUAAGGCUGGGGAUCAACUAGCCUUACCAUGGGUAACACACAGUCGUUCAAUCGAAAGACACGAUAAUCACGGGUCACCAUCAGUUCAUUCUAAAACCGCACCAUUAGAAACCGCAUCAUUGGUGAACCAAAAAGUUCUUAAUUUUGAUCAACUUACGUCUGGUGAUUCUUGUAAAGACGUCUCGAAGAAUGCUGAGGAAGAUAGAUUAUGCAAUGAUAAGCAGAUGGAUUGUGAACCACAAGAGAAGCUGGAUACUGUAAAUACAGAUGUAAAUUCGAAGAAAAGAACACGUGAUGUGCAUAACGAGAGUCCACUACAAGACGCUUUUGGGUAUGGACCUUCUGUGAAAAAGAAACGUAAGACUCAAAGGGGAAAAAGCGAUGUAAAAGCUUCAGAAGAAACCCUAGGUUUAACACAUGAUAAUGAUAAGGUAAAUGAUAAGGGUGAUGAAAAUAAGAGAAUAAACAAAGGUGAAAAAUGUUCUGAUCUCGAUCAAGCAGCCACUGUUCUCCUCAGUAUUAAAGGUGUUGGAAAUGAAACUGUUGCUGAUGUAGCAAUGGUAGUGGAAAACAAUAUCCAGCAAGAGACGCCUAUUGUUAUGUCUCAGAAGGAGAAAGACAGUGAAGCCCUUCAGACACCAACUAUGGAGAAUGAAGUACCUUCUUCGUUAAUGAGUGCUCCUGCUGGAGUGACUGCCAGGGGUUAUCUGAAGCGUUCAACCAAACAUAAAGCUGCUGAAAAUGAAACGUCCUCUACAUCUAUCAUCAAAAAGCUGCAUAACACAAACAAAGAAGCCACUAAAUCUUCUCCACAACAGAAUGUAGGAUCCAACGGUCAGGAACGUGCAGAUGAUCAGAUCGACAAACACAAAGACGAUUCAGAUAUCUCACUGAAGCAAAGACCUGAACUGAAGCUUCCCGGUAGGAAAAAGGAGGCUGCGGGUUGUGAGAAUACCGGUGAAGGUAAAAGGAGGAAAACCAAGAAACUAUUUAAACAUUCUGAUAAUCUUGUCGGUGAUAUUUCUUCAAUUGGUCUUGCUUCCGUUAUUGAUGAAAGAAAAACAGAUGAAGUUACAGAGGAAGCGUUAGUAGAUGCUAAGAAAGGCGAUGAUGCGGUCAUGAAUGAGGUGGAAAUCUUAGUAGAAAAUAUUGAAGAAAGAUCAAGGAAAGAUUUUACAGAUACUAAUGAAAGUGCGAUGAACGAUGAUGCUGAUAUAUCAACAACCGUGAAAAACACGACUCAAGAAAAUGUACAAGGUAUAUUAGAUAACUUAGAGAAACAGAAUGAGAAGGCUGAGGAUGCAACGAAAAAGAAAAAGAAACGGAAAAAUAAAAAAACAGAUGAAGUUACAGAAGAAGCGUUAGUAGAUGCUAAGAAAGGCGAUGAUGCGGUCAUGAAUGAGGUGGAAAUCUCAGUGGAAAAUAUGGAAGAAAAAUCAAGGAAAGAUUUUACAGAUACUAAUGAAAGUGUGAUGAACAAUGAUGCUGAUAUAUCAACAACCGUGAAAAACACGACUCAAGUAAAUGCACAAGGUAUAUUAGAUAACUUAGAGAAACAGAAUGAGAAGACUGAGGAUGCAACGAAAAAGAAAAAGAAACGGAAAAAUAAAAAAACAGAUGAAGUUACAGAGGAAGCGUUAGUAGAUGCUAAGAAAGGCGAUGAUGUGGUCAUGAAUGAGGUGGAAAUCUUAGUAGAAAAUAUUGAAGAAAAAUCAAGGAAAGAUUUUACAGAUACUAAUGAAAGUGUGAUGAACAAUGAUGCUGAUAUAUCAACGACCGAGAAAAACACAACUCAAGAAAAUGCACAAGGUAUAUUAGAUAACUUAGAGAAACAGAACGAGAAGACUGAGGAUGCAACGAAAAAGAAAAAGAAACGGAAAAUUAAAAGAACGGCUGGACGAAACGAGGAUGAGUCGAUAACAAAGCAUGUUAAUCGUGAUGUUUGUGAAAAUGUUAAGGAGAGUGAGAGCGGUUUGCUUGAUACCGAUAGAAAAGAUGGUGAAAGAGAACAGCACGAAGAUUCGGAGAAAACAUUAAUAGAUGCUAAGAAAGGUGAUGAUGUGAUUGUCAAAGAGGUGGAAGUUUCAGUAGAAAAUAUAGAAGAAAAAUCAAGGAAAGAAAUCACAGAUACUAAUGAUGCUGUAACGGUAACAAAUGUGGAUAACCUUUUACCACAUUCUGAAAGUCCGGUGAACAAUGAUGCUGAUAUAUCAACAGGGAUGAACAAAAGUCAAGUGAAUGUGCAAGGUAUCUUGGAUAACGUAGAAAAGCAGAAUGAGAAGAUGGAUGAUACAACGAAAAAGAAAAGGAAAAAGAAAAGUAAAACUAAAAGAUCUUCUGGAAGAAACGAGGAUGAGUCGGUAACAAAGCAUGUCGAUGAUGAUGUUAUUGAAAAUGUUAAGGAAGCCGAGAGUAGUUUGCCUGAUGCCGAUAGAAAAGACGGUGAUAAAACAAACAAGACUGAUAAACCUCAAGAUCUGCAAAGUAAACAUCAGUCUACUGACGUUGAGCUAGAGUCAAAGAAAAGUCAAAGUGUUGACCACCAUCAUCUUCCUGAAAAGACCUCUAAGAAUGUGACUGCAUCUGAACUUUCUAAGGUUAAUAACGAAGUUGAGAUUCCUGAGAAUGAAUCCAAAUUUUUCGUUGAUAGCAGGAAAGACAUGAAGAACACAAAAGUUGAUUCCGGGAAUGACCGAUCACAGAAGCUUGUUUCCAAAAAUGAGAACAGCAAUGUUUCUGUUGAUGUGAUAAAAGAUCCAAACAUUACCAAUAUCGAUAAAUUCAAAACUCCAAAAAGGACCAGAAAGAUCGAUGCUCAAAAGACCAGCAGACAACAAUUGCCGUUAGUUCAGUCUCGUGUCAAAACUGUGGAGAAGAAAAAAGUGAACGGUUUACAGAAAGUGAAGAGUUUGUUGAAUACACCUGGAACAAUAUUUGGGGAUGAUGGUGAUUCAGAUUCCAGCACACAAGCUCCAUCUCAUAAAUCAUCAUCGUCAUCAUCGUCGUCAUCAGAAGAAGAUAGUUCUUAUAGCCUAUACUCAAUAAGAAACAGGUCUCAUGCAAGGAAAGGAAUGGAAGGCGCUGGAAAGAACAAUAUAAAUUCACAGAACGAAUCAAAGAGCCCGAUACUGGGAAAACUUUUAAGAAGUUCAAGUGCAUUCAAGAAAGCAAAGGUCACUGCAUCACAAGUGGAAGAUACUGUUGAAUCUGUUCCAGAUAGUCAACCCUAAGUGAUAAAUUUAACUACAAUCCUGUUAAUUUCUUUUUGCUACCCUCAAGUUCUGGAAAUAUUAUCUUAAGGUUAAGUUUUUUGGGCGGGGUACGAUUAGGGGGCAAUUUUGUGGUAGUUUAUGCUUGGUUUUUGCCCUCUAUCCUCCCAUAUACAUAUGUGAGUGAUAUUCUCUUGAGAUAUGUUCAAUUGCAAUCUUGUUUUGACUUAUAUUUAAGUACUAUCAAUGAUCAAGAGUUGUUUUCCUGAGGUA
Helianthus annuus (common sunflower) is the source of this 3930-nucleotide messenger RNA. Its product is annotated as nucleolar protein NET1. The record is from RefSeq and is a predicted model, not a curated record. Lineage: Eukaryota; Viridiplantae; Streptophyta; Magnoliopsida; Asterales; Asteraceae. The transcript has 6 exons. Bases 115 to 3678 code for a protein of 1187 amino acids.